AAACUUGGGAUUUUUUCUUAUCUUCUUCAACAUCCAAAAAAAACCAAACACAAAAUCACACACACAGAUAGAAUUAAAAUUUAAAAAAAUAAAAUAAAAAAUGGCAGGGAUAGGGUUAUGCUGGCCAUCAAAGUUGACCAACAAACCAACUCUCAUGUCAUCAUCUUCUGUACCUCGAUCUUCUUCAUCAUCACCGCGUUGCUGUUUAUCUUCUGUUAAAAUGACAGUUUCUGUUGAUGACAAGAAAAAGACUUUUACCCUCAAGAAAUCUGAAGAAGCUUUCAAUGCUGCCAAGGAGUUGAUGCCAGGAGGUGUUAAUUCCCCAGUCCGUGCUUUCAAAUCAGUUGGUGGGCAGCCUAUAAUAAUUGAUUCAGUAAAAGGUUCACACAUGUUUGACAUUGAUGGGAAUGAGUAUAUCGAUUAUGUCGGUUCAUGGGGACCCGCGAUCAUUGGCCACGCAGAUGACGAGGUACUUGCAGCCUUGGCGGAAACAAUGAAAAAAGGAACCAGUUUUGGAGCACCAUGUCUUCUAGAAAAUGUACUUGCUAAAAUGGUCAUUGAGGCUGUUCCCAGUAUUGAAAUGGUUCGUUUUGUCAACUCAGGAACUGAAGCAUGCAUGGGUGUACUUCGGUUGGCCCGUGCUUUCACUGGAAAAACAAAAAUUGUAAAAUUUGAGGGUUGUUACCAUGGCCAUGCUGAUCCUUUCCUCGUUAAAGCAGGCAGUGGAGUUGCCACUCUUGGGCUUCCUGACUCUCCUGGUGUCCCAAAAUCAGCCACUUCAGACACCCUAACAUCACCCUACAAUGACAUUGCCACCGUUGAAAGUCUAUUCAGCGCCCACAAGGGUGAAAUCGCCGCUGUUAUACUUGAGCCCGUUGUAGGGAACUCGGGCUUCAUCACACCAAAACCUGAGUUUUUGAGUUUUCUUCAAAAAAUUACUAAAGAAAAUGACGCCCUCCUAAUAUUUGAUGAAGUUAUGACGGGGUUCCGUUUGGCUUACGGUGGGGCCCAGGAGUAUUAUGGUAUAACUCCUGAUUUGACAACACUAGGGAAGAUUAUCGGUGGCGGGCUUCCGGUGGGUGCUUAUGGCGGUAGGCGGGAAAUAAUGGAGAUGGUGGCUCCUGCAGGUCCCAUGUACCAAGCUGGGACCUUGAGUGGGAACCCACUUGCCAUGACAGCUGGAAUUCACACUCUUAAGCGGCUUCAAGGGUCAGGAACUUAUGAAUACUUGGACAAAAUAACGGGCCAACUUGUAGAGGGAAUUGUAAAUGCAGGCAAAAAGGCAGGACAUGCGAUAUGUGGAGGACAUAUUAGUGGCAUGUUUGGGUUCUUUUUCACGGAUGGCCCGGUCUAUAGUUUUGAGGAUGCUAAAAAGAGUGAUACAGCUAAGUUUGCUAAGUUUUAUAGAGGAAUGUUGGAAGAAGGUGUGUAUUUCGCUCCUUCUCAGUUUGAGGCCGGAUUUACUGGUUUGGCUCACACACAAGAGGAUAUUCAACGGACGAUAGAUGCUGCUGAGAAAGUUUUGAAACAACUUUAGAUAUGUUUGACUGCGUGGUAGCUUUAUUGUCCUUUUUGUUGUGGGUGAUUGAGGUUGUUCUUUUUGUAGGUAUUGUUCAUGUUGAUCAUAGGUGCAUUUGAACUUAAACCGUUCAGCUUUACUAUGUAUUACCAUGCUGUAAUAUGAUUUAUAGCAACUACUUGUACUUCUCGGAAUAAAUUUUUUUUUUCUUUUUA
Molecule: messenger RNA, 1734 nt
Organism: Erigeron canadensis
Lineage: Eukaryota; Viridiplantae; Streptophyta; Magnoliopsida; Asterales; Asteraceae
Product: glutamate-1-semialdehyde 2,1-aminomutase, chloroplastic-like
Exons: 3
Coding region: 101-1537 (478 amino acids)
Biological process (GO): tetrapyrrole biosynthetic process
Cellular component (GO): chloroplast
Molecular function (GO): pyridoxal phosphate binding; glutamate-1-semialdehyde 2,1-aminomutase activity; transaminase activity
Source: RefSeq, a predicted model, not a curated record